Molecule: messenger RNA, 4120 nt
Organism: Terrapene triunguis (Three-toed box turtle)
Lineage: Eukaryota; Metazoa; Chordata; Testudines; Emydidae
Gene: TMEM132B
Product: transmembrane protein 132B
Exons: 9
Coding region: 10-3282 (1090 amino acids)
Source: RefSeq, a predicted model, not a curated record
CUCCGCACCAUGACUGCCGGGGAUGGAGCAGAGAGGAUGGUGCCCAGGUGCCCGGUGCUGGCGCUGGCGCUGGCUGCCCUGCUGUGCAAAGUGGUGGAAAGCCGAGGAGGGGUCCUGGACAGCACACAGAGAUUUUCAAACCUGCCGGUAUAUCUUCCCAUGAGCUAUCACAUCUCCAGUGCUGAUGUUUCCUUCUUCCUCAAAGAAGCCAAUCAAGAUAUCAUGAGGAACUCCAGUUUGCAGGCGAGGGUGGAGUCAUUCUUUAUAUACAAAGCCAAGCAGCCACCUGUAGUAAAUGCAACGUACGGACCUUUUUCAGUAGAACAAGUUGUUCCCGAGGACCUAAUGCUGCCUUCUGCUCCUUUUGGUUUCACUAAUGAAUUCACAUUUAACUGGAAAUUAAAAUCACACAUAAUCGACAGCUCAAUAUAUUCCAACAGACCUAAAGUGCAAGCCUUGUUCUAUAUCGCGGGAAAGGACUGGGACGACUAUGAUUCUGCGGAGAGAUUGCCCUGUGUGAAGAUGUUUGCUUUCCUGGAGACUAGAGAAGCUGUGGCCAGCUGUAGGUUGAAAGGUCAUCUAGGAUUAUGUGUUGCAGAACUGGAAUUAGCGCCGAGCUGGUUCAGCUCGCCUCCACCAUUGGUUCUGGAGCAUGAGCAAACAGCAGCCUUUUUGGAAGGGAUUACUGUGGAGCUCUUCUAUAAGAUGUAUGCAACAGAUGGGGAGUGUUCUCCUGAGGAUGCAAAAUGGGAAAACAACAUACAUGCCGGUCAAGAUCAUGCACAUGAGGCUUUGCCGCCGGUGGAGAGGAUUGGUAGCAUCAUUGUUUAUCCAACUCAAGACAAACUAAAACAAUCUGCACUGAGGCUAGAUGAGAACAUCAUGAUCCACUUACCACUCAACCCUGUCAAGGAAGGUGACAUAGUAACCUUUCAUGUGUCCCUUACCGGUGACUCCCUUGCAGAUCAGUUUACCUUAAGAAUUAAGGCAGCACCAGGUGUGAAGAUAAUGGCCAUCAGAGUCAGUGAUGCAGACCAAUGGGGAAUUCAAGAGGAAGUAGACAAUGGAGGGAUGCAGACCACUGCCUCUGUUGUUUGUGUGCGUAAUGAUCCAAAUAUAGAGAGCAGAGCAAACAUCUCCUUCUAUGAGAUCUUGCAGAUGGACUUUGAAAUUGACAAUAGCAGUAGCCUGGCAGGAGCUCAGCAAAUUACCUGGCAGGUGGAAUACCCCAGAGAAGACUUGAUGAGCGAACUGGUGGUCUCCGAGAUCUUUGUCAGCCAAACAACAUUUGCGGGAAUUGUUCCUCUUGCAAUGGAUACAGAAGUCCUUAACACGGCCAUUCUGACAGGGAAGACGGUAUCUGUUCCGGUGAAAGUUGUUGCUGUGCACGAGGAUGGUUCCGUGAUCGACGUUUCAGAGUCCAUUGAAUGUAAAUCAGCUGAUGAAGAUGUCAUAAAGGUUUCUGGCAGAUGCGACUCCAUCUUUGUUAAUGGCAAGGAAAUGAAGAGCAAAGUGGAUACCAUUGUGAACUUUACUUACCAGCAUUUUACCACCCAGCUGGAAGUGACGGUCUGGGCUCCACGGCUUCCUUUGCAGAUAGAGAUCUCGGAUACAGAACUUAGCCAGAUCAAGGGCUGGAGGAUACCUGUCACCUCCAAUAAGAGGCCUACCCGUGACAGUGAUGAUGAAGAGGAUGAUGAGAGGAAAGGAAGAGGCUGCACCCUUCAGUACCAGCAUGCCAUGGUGCGAGUCCUCACACAGUUUGUAGCAGAGUCUUCCGAUUUUGGGGGCCAGCUGACCUAUAUGUUGGGCUCCGAGUGGCAGUUUGACAUCACGGAUCUCGUGACCGAUUUCAUGAAGGUAGAAGAACCUAAGAUUGCUAAAUUACAGGAUGGACGGGUGCUAGUUGGUCGUGAACAUGGGAUAACCACAGUUCAGGUGCUGUCGCCUCUCUCUGAUUCCAUCCUGGCUGAGAAGACAGUGAUUGUGCUAGACGACCGCGUAACAAUCACAGACCUAGGCGUACAACUAGUAGCGGGCUUGUCUCUGUCUUUACAAAUAAGCAAAGGAAAUAAGAGAGCUAUUGUUUCCACAGCAUCUGCUUGUGAUAUUCUUCAUACCCCAAAACAGGAAGCCAUAGUCAGUGCUUGGAUUUUGUUCAGUGAUGGCUCUGUGACACCUUUAGAUAUUUAUGACUCCAAGGAUUUUUCUGUCACAGUCACUUCACUGGAUGAAAUGGUGGUAUCUGCCCAGCACAACCUUCAGUCAAAGUGGCCUCUGGUAGUUGCAGAGGGUGAUGGGCAAGGACCCCUGAUUAAAAUUGAAAUGGUGAUCAGUGAACCUUGCCAGAAGACGAAGCGAAAGAGCAUUCUGGCUGUUGGUAAAGGAAAUAUCAAAGUGAAAUUUGGCCAGAAAGAGUCUGACCACAAAGGAAGGACCAACAACAUUGAUGAUGUAGAUAGAGAGUUUAACCAUCAUCUGAACAAUGCUAUAGAGAACACGGCAGAACAGGAGAGGACAGUGCAAGAAUGGGCCAAACAUGGAACCUUUAUCAAUCAUGAAGACAAUGCUAACAAAAGCACAACUUCCAAAUCUCCCAUUGAUCAGAACAAGGCUCAUGAGGAUGGCCUCCAAAAUAACCCAACUGCUUUCACAAGUUUUCCUACCCAAGUAGAGGUACCAGGACAAAAUAAUCCCAAUGACCUUGCGUUGACUUCUAGAGGGUUAACUGAUUUGGAGAUUGGCAUGUAUGCCCUGCUGUGUGUUUUCUGCCUAGCAAUUUUGGUCUUCUUAAUUAACUGCGUGGCAUUUGCUUGGAAGUAUAGACACAAAAGGUUUGCUGUGAGUGAGCAAGGCAACAUCCCCCAUUCUCAUGACUGGGUCUGGCUUGGAAACGAGAUUGAACUCUUGGAAAACCCUGUUGACAUUUCGCUCCCCUCAGAGGAGUGCACUACUAUGAUUGAUAGAGGGCUGCAGUUUGAAGAAAGCAACUUUCUCCUUAAUGGGAGCUCGCAGAAGACUCUCCAUAAUCAGAUCCUCAGAUCUUGUGAGUAUGCUUGUGAGAAAGAAGUUAAAAGUGAACCUAUAAAUCCUUCUGGGCCAAAACGGAAGCGGGUCAAGUUCACUUCCUAUACCACAAUACUGCCAGAGGAUGGAGGUCCUUACACCAAUUCAAUUCUAUUUGACAGUGACGAUAAUAUUAAAUGGGUAUGUCAAGAUAUGAAUCUUGGCGAUUCCAAGGAACUUAGAGACUAUAUGGAAAGACUGCAAGACAAUAUGUAAAAUACUUUCUUAUGUUUGUAUUCACCUUUAUGCCUUCUGUUUUACGGAUAGUGGAGCAGUCAGUCCAGUCAGCAAUAGGUUACAAAGGAGUCUAACUUUUGGAGGUUCUAAGACGAUAACUGCACAUCAUCGAGCGGGUACAAGAGGCUGGCUGAGCUAAUCCUGUUUCACUAUAAACCAGGAUGUGUCCCUGAAACAGCUACAUGUAGGUGUUGGAGGUGUCGCACAUGAUGGCUGUUUUCAUAUACUGCCUGGUACUAGCUAAAUGCUAAUACAAUUAUGCUCAGACUCAGCGGAGACUACAGUUGUUUGUCAACUCAUGAUAAACAGUGAUUCAGAAAACAAGGGAUUUUUUGGUUGAUUUUUCUAGUCGUCAUCCUUUGUAAAGCACAGUGGAUAUUUCUUGCGUACAGCCUGAGACUAGGCUUACUUUAAAAGAGAUCUGAAUGAAUCUGUCCAAUUUUAUUUGCCUAUGAGCAAUGCAGCCAAGUAGUCUCAUUAUAUUUUACAGCUACAAACACCCACAUGUGGUUAAUUUCUUAUCUGUAUUGUUUAUGAAGAUGGUUUGAUUUAGGGAACAUUAAAUAUUUUCUUUAGAGAUUUUUUUUUGAUUGUACCAAAGUGUUCCACAGUAUAUUUACAGUUAUUCAGGUUUUCUAUUCAUGUGCAUCAGCUCUAAAGGAUACCUCUUCAUCACUGAUUAUCUUUCUCCUUCCCAUGCAAAUCUUUAAUAUUUGGAAUGUAGAAACAAAUUAGAAAUCUCACACUGGAAAAGGGUUGUAUCUUUUUACAGGGAACUGUAUAUACACAACAAUAAACCCUGGAAAAUAAAAAUCAA